Messenger RNA from Harpia harpyja (harpy eagle), 2370 nucleotides. It is a transcript of the gene TMEM214, whose product is annotated as transmembrane protein 214. Bases 33 to 2099 code for a protein of 688 amino acids. The record is from RefSeq and is a predicted model, not a curated record. Gene Ontology annotation, cellular component: endoplasmic reticulum; Golgi apparatus. Lineage: Eukaryota; Metazoa; Chordata; Aves; Accipitriformes; Accipitridae. The transcript has 17 exons.
CGUCCUCCUCCCGCUCCCCUGGGCCGGCGGCCAUGGCGGCGGCGGCGGCGGGCCCGGCCUCGGCCGGCGGCGGGCGCUGGGAGGUGGUGCGGAAGGGCCGGCGUCCUGCGGGCGGCCCCGGCAGCCGCCGCGCCCUGGGGGAGGCCAACGCCGGCCGCGCGUUGCCUUUGGCCGCUCCCAUCGCUACCUCCGACACCAUCUUCGAGCUGGGCUUCGAGCGGACACUGAAGAAGCAGAACAAGGAGCAGGUCCCUCCCAUUUCGGCGCCCGAGCAGCCGCACCGAAAGCAGCACGCGGGCAAGAGCGCAAAGAAGCCGUCGGCGAAUGACGCCGGCGUCAAGCCUGGCAAAUGCCGCUCGCUGGAAGAAGCCCUGAGAACCCUCGACUUGGCAGAUCUGCAGAAGGAGCUGGAUAAAAGCCAGAGCGUGUUCCCCGAGAACCCCUCCGUCUGGGUGAAGGACCUGGCCAGCUAUCUCAACUACAAGCUGCAGGCACCCAGGAGUGACCCCACGCUCAGCCAGCACCCCCACGACUAUCCGUACUGCCUCGUGAGCAAGGAGCUGAAGAACAUCAUCAGAACCCUGCUGGGAAGGUCGUCCAGUGUGCUGGAGCUCUUCUUCGACCACUGUAUUUAUACCAUGCUACAGGAGCUGGAUAAAACCCCAGGGGAGUCUUUGCAUGGGUACAGGAUCUGCAUCCAGGCAGUGCUUCUGGACAGGCCCAAAAUCGCCACGAUGAACCUAGGCAAGUACUUGGAGGUGUUACGGUCCCACCAGAACAGGCCAGCGAAAUGCCUUACCGUCCUCUGGGCACUGGGACAGGCCGGAUUCACGGACCUCCAUGAGGGCCUGAAAGUGUGGCUCGGUGUCAUGCUCCCGGUGCUUGGGAUCAAGUCUCUCUCCCCAUACGCCGUUGCCUACCUGGACCGUCUGCUGAUGAUGCACCCAAACCUGACCAAAGGCUUCGGUAUGAUCGGACCCAAGGAUUUCUUCCCCCUCCUGGACUUUGCCUUCAUGCCCAACAACUCGCUGCCACCCAGCCUGCAGGAGCAGCUGCGGCGGCUCUACCCUCGCUUGAAGGUGCUGGCGUUCGGCGCGAAGCCGGAGACGGCGCUGCACACCUACUUCCCCUCCUUCCUCUCCCGAGCUACGCCAAGCUGCCCUCCCGGCAUGAAGAAAGAGCUCCUGACCUCCAUGAGCCAGUGCCUGAGCCUGGACCCCCUGACCUUCAGCGUCUGGAGGCAGCUGUACACCAAGCACCUCUCUCAGUCCAGUUUGCUUCUGAACCAUCUGCUGGAGUCCUGGGACAGCAGCAGCAAGAAGGUGCGUCAGUCGCUGCAGGAGACGGUUCGCUCAUUCAAAGUAACGAACGAGGAGCUGGUGGCGAGAGGAUCCAACAGUGACCAGGACGUGGCCGCCUGCGAUGCUGCCUGCAAGGAGCUGCUGCGCAAGAUGAAGGGCCGGGGCUUCCCCUGGUCGCGGCUGCUGCUCAUCCUCCUGGUCUUCGCAGCUGGCUUCCUCCUGCACGAUGUCCGGACACACGGCUCCUUCCAGGCCUCCUCUUCUGCUCACCUGCUUCGUUCCUCUGGCAUCCUGCUGGCCUCGCAGCAAGCCUGGCAGAAGGUCUCCCACUGCUGCCUCGAAGGGUACAGGUGGCUGGAGAGGAGCCUGCCGGUCUACGGCUCCCAAGUGGCGGCCGUUCUGCAGCCGCAGCUGGAGCUGCUCUGGGCGAAGAGUGGUGAGGUGGCCCUGUACGCGUCCGAGCAGUGUUCCGCCCUGCUCUCCUGGAUCCACGACAGCCUGCCCUGGUUCACUGAGUGGCUCCAGUCCCGGGUCCCAGAUUCCCUGCUGCACUUCGCCGAGUGCGUCAGAGAGCUGCUGCUCUUCCUGGUGCGAAGCUGCCUGCUGCCGCUGCUGGAGUGCGUGGCCGCAGCGCUCGAGCGGGGCUGGAAGCACUGUGUGGACUCCUGCAAUGGAGAAGUGUCAUGGGACUGCAUGAGAGAACACCUGACAAGCUUUACCUAUUCUUCUUGGAUUUACCUGCAAAACACAACUCUAGCCGUCAAAAACUGGGCCUUGGCUAUGAUUUCUGGACACUGAUCUGCUUUCUGGAGGAGUGGGGACACGGUUGUGCCAUCUCCCGAUGUUCCAGCCACCGAGGAAUAUCUUCAGCGCAACUUGGUGCUGGCCGCAGGAUGGGGAUGCCGAGGGAGAUGCAUAUGGGGACUUUGGGCUCAAAUUGGGGCUUACAGGGGAGUUUUGUUUUGUUUUGUUUUUUCCUGGGUAACACAGGUCCAGCUUUUCCACAGCUUUGGCUUUCCCUGUUCCACUGUCCCUGCUCUAGGUCUUAACCGCAUCUGUGAUCCCUGUA